This is a messenger RNA of Telopea speciosissima, 2469 nucleotides long. Its product is annotated as formin-like protein 4. Bases 37 to 2409 code for a protein of 790 amino acids. Lineage: Eukaryota; Viridiplantae; Streptophyta; Magnoliopsida; Proteales; Proteaceae. The transcript is spliced from 3 exons. The record is from RefSeq and is a predicted model, not a curated record. Gene Ontology annotation, molecular function: actin filament binding. Gene Ontology annotation, biological process: actin cytoskeleton organization; actin nucleation.
UUCUCUAAACUGUAUCUCUCUCUCUUCCUUGCUCCCAUGGCUAUGGCUGCGAAGGUGAAGCCACGUCUUCUUCCUUCAGUCUUGUUCAUUAUUCUCUCCCUUUUUCCACUCUCAAUUUCUUCUGAGCUGAAUUCUCCUCAAAACAUCGAAACAUUCUUCCCAUCACAAACAUCGCCUGUAAUUCCAAAACCCAUUAUUCCCAAUAAACCUCCGCCCUCUUCGUCUUCAAAUUCUUCCACUUCUGAUAGUACCAUCGCUGAGGCCGUCGGAAUUACUGCUGCCAGCACCCUCGUUAUUGCGUUUAUAUUCUUCUUUUUCCUCCAAAAGUAUAUUGCUAAACGUCAUGGCCCCCGGCUUGAAAAGAAGAUUAGUAUUAGUCGGGUUACUGCCCGGGAACAGGCCAUGUUACCUCGCAAUGAGUUCAACAGUAUCGAUGGAAAUCUCAAAGGGUUGAUUGUUGAUGAAAAUGGUUUGGAUGUUCUCUAUUGGAGGAAGCAUGAAGGUCUGUUCCCAAUUAAUAGUUUCUCUAGGGAUGUGAUACAUGAGAAGAACGCAGAAGGGGAAGAAGAUGAAGAAGAAGGAGAGGUGGGUUACCAUGGAGGUCGAGACAGGAAAUCUGGGCCAAUUCAGGAAACCCCUUUGCUUAGUGCGAAGUUUCUCAAAUCCAACAGCCGAAAUUUUCACCAAGGAGAUGGGGAACACCCACAUGGACAUAGUGCAGCCAAGAAAUCACCGGUGGUGUUACCACCAUCAGCGUCACCACCGCCACCGCCUCCUCCUCCUCCGGCAAUCCCAGGAAAGAAAAAUCAACCACCACCUCCUCUUCCUCCGGCAAUCCCAGCAAAGAAAAAUCAACCACCACCUCCCCCACCGUCGGCACCGCUUCCACCACCUCACUCAAGAUCUUCUUCGACUUUAUCGAAACCUGGACAUCAUCCAAAAGAUAGCAUAGCAGAGUCUAUAUCGGGAGAGAAGCGCUCUGGCCAGACAAAGCUGAAGCCUUUGCACUGGGAUAAGUUGAAUACCGAUUCCGAUCAUUCCAUGGUGUGGGACAAUAUAAACAACGGUUCAUUCAGUUUCGACGGGGAUCUCAUGGAAGCGUUGUUUGGUUAUUCUGCACACAGUCGGAAACCCUCUACAAGAAACAGGAACUCAUCUGACAUGGACAACUCUAAUUCCAGCUCCCCUGCUCAGAUCUUCAUCUUGGAUCCUCGCAAAUCUCAGAAUAUAGCGAUAGUCCUUAGAUCUCUUGCCAUAUCUCGUCAAGAGAUUCACGAUGCCCUUCUCGAGGGCCGUGGCCUUAAUGCGGACACCCUUGAAAAACUUACUAAAAUCGCUCCGACCGAAGAAGAAGAAACCCAGAUUCUUGAAUUCAGUGGCGAUCCAACAAGACUUGCAGACGCUGAAUCGUUCCUCUUCUAUAUCCUUAAAGCCGUUCCCUCUGUUUUCACCCGUCUAGAUGCCCUGCUCUUCAGGUCCAACUACGACCACGAAAUCCUACAAGUCAAAGAAUCUCUACAGAGCCUUGAAUCAGCUUGCAAGGAGCUCAGAACUCGUGGGCUCUUCAUGAAACUUCUUGAAGCGAUCCUCAAGGCAGGCAAUCGUAUGAACGCAGGAACUGCCAGAGGCGAUGCACAAGCAUUCAAUCUCACAGCACUGAGAAAGCUCUCCGAUGUCAAAAGCACUGAUGGAACGACUUCGCUUCUUCACUUCGUUGUGGAAGAGGUAGUCCGGGCCGAAGGAAAACGCUGUGUGAUCAACCGCAACCACAGCUUUAAUCGAAGUAACAGCCGAAGCAGCAUUAGCCGUUCUGACAGUGGGAGCAGCUCCCAGAGUGCCGCAGCGAGAGAAGAAAGACAGAGGGAGUAUAUAAAGCUUGGGUUACCGGUGGUUGGAGGACUCAGUGUGGAUUUCUCAAACGUGAAGAAAGCAGCCAGAAUAGACAACGAUGCCUUCGCCAAGGUAUGCCCAGCUCUCAGAUCCCGCGUGGCUGAGAUUCGGCAGUUCUUAGGACAGUUCAGCAUUCGUGAUCAAAGUGGGUUUGUGACAGAGAUGAAAGGACUCUUAGAGGCUGCGGAAGAAGAGCUCAAGGUUGUGGAAGAGGAGCAAACAAGGGUGAUGGAGCUUGUGAAGAGAACAACACGGUUUUACCAAUCAGGGUCCUCCAAAGCUGAAGGGGCUCCUCCACUCGAGAUAUUUGAAAUUGUUAAAGACUUCUUGGAUAUGGUGGACAGGGCGUGCGUCGACAUCGCUCGGAAUCAGCAGAAGAAGAAGGUGGCAACUGCGGGAUCAUCUUCACCGGUGAAAAGGGUUCCAGUGAGGUUCCCAAACUUGCCGUCGCGUUUCUUUUCGAAAAAAUCAAGCUCAGGGAACUCGUCUUCCAGUGAGUCAGAUGGUGAUGGCUGCUGAGGAAAUCCUUGUGGAGAUUUGAUCAGUGUACAGUGUACAGUGUACAUAUACACAAGAGGU